Molecule: messenger RNA, 297 nt
Organism: Eruca vesicaria subsp. sativa (arugula)
Lineage: Eukaryota; Viridiplantae; Streptophyta; Magnoliopsida; Brassicales; Brassicaceae
Source: the annotation of a GenBank genome assembly
AUGAUUACAUCUACUCUCGUAUCCCGUGCCCAGAAUCGCCAGACCGCUGCUUUGCUUCCUUGGUGUCUCUUGAAACCGAGAGUCUCACCGGAGAAACUGAAGAGCAUCCUCGACUAUGUACGUAUGCUACCAUGCCCGCAAACAUACCAAUGCUUCGCUAACUCCGAUCUUCCUGGCCGAGCCGACAUCGUCAUGAACCUCUACUGCCAGAUUUAUGGUCGCACAGACCAGUCUUGCUUCUUCGGUGGCGAGGGGAUGGUCGUGAUGACCAAUCCCAUCAGCAGAGCAUGCAUCUAA